UUCAACGAAUCAACCACUCCAUUUUGACAUUACCGUUUUCUAACCAUAAUUAAUGUUUGUUUUUCCCAAGUAUUCCUAUAUUUCUUCACAUUUCCCUCCGAUUCCCCGUUCCUCACCCAGCUCUCUCCCUCUACAUUUCCAACUACCUCCGCUCUCUCUCUUCUCUCCAAGUCCCUUCAAUGUCAGAUCACAACCCCAAAGAACCCAACAUCAACACCCUUAGCGUCGACCUAACCGAACUCAUCCUCUCUUCCCUUCCUAUCCCUUCCCUCCUCCGUGCUUCCUCUGUUUGCAGACUUUGGCAUUCUCUCAUUUCCUCCCCUACUUUUACCCCCCCUUCUCUUUCCUACCCUUGGUUCUUUCUCUUCGGUCUCCACAACACUUCUUGUAGAAACAACCAAUCUUUUGCGUUUGAUCCUUUAUCCAACACCUGGAUUCGUCUCCCGCAACUUGAUGACUCCUCUUCCUCAUCUUUUCUCGGCUCCAAUGGCUUCUUUUUCACCACCACUCCCAAAUUCAGCUACACCCCAGCUCUCAAAUACACCUGGCGUUUAACCUCUCCCUUGAUGUACUCCAGGAUCAACCCUCUUUUAGGUGUCUUCCAUGAUGGUUCCUCUGAUGGGUACGGCUUCAAAUUCAUCGUUGUUGGUGGGGUCAGGUUCAUUGGUGGCUUGGUCGAUAUCGAAGACAGCUUGGCUGUUGAAAUAUACGACCCAAAUCACGAUUCUUGGGAGCUUUGCCCUGCUUUGCCGGCUGAUUUCAGGUCUGGAAACUCCAGCCAAUCUCUUUCAUCAGCUUUAUUCAAAGGCAAAUUCUAUGUCUUUGGAAUCUACUCCUGCUUCAUCUCUUGGUUUGAUUUAGAAAACCGCGUGUGGGGCGAGGUCCAAACUCUCAGGCCACCUGGGGUAAUGUUUUCUUUCUUGAUUUCAUGCAAUGACAUGCUUGUUUUGGCUGGAAUGUGCAAUGCGCCGUGUGGACCGUCGUUUAACCUCUGGAAAAUUGAUGAUAGGACAAUGGAAUUCAGUGAGAUUGCGAUUAUGCCUCACAGCUUGUUAUAUGGUUUAGUGGAUAACGAGGAAGAUGACAAGUUUGCAAGCUUGAAAUGCGUAGGAAUGGGUAAUCUUAUUUAUGUUUUCAACGAGGAGUCCCACCAAAAGUACCCGGCUUGUCUUUGUGAAAUCACUGCAGAAAAUGGAAAGAGCAGUUGGAGGAGAGUGCCUCAGUUACCUUCACCUGUUAACAAAUUCCAUAAAGUCAUUAGCUUUUGUUCUACCGUUUCUCUAACUCAUAUUUUUCACCGACAAGAAGAUGUUGGGACGGCACAAGCUAUGUAUGACUGACUGAUUUGCUGAAUUACUUGGACUUUGCUAGAUUGAUAGCAGUACUACAACAGAUUUCCUAGAAUCCAAUAAAUGGUGGCUCAUGCUUUAACCGAGAGACGAGCUUGCUGGUGCUGCUACUAUACAAUUCCUCAUCUGCCAGCCCUUGCAUAUCGGUAUUUAGAAAACGUUGUGAGCUUUAUUUUCAGAGUCUCACAAGUUUUUCCAGCAGCUUAUUUUCUUCUCAUGAUCGAUCAUCCCUUGAGAUUGGUCGUCUUAUCUGUUACAAGUAAUUCAGAAAACGUGUGGAAUAUGAAGCUUUUAAAGAUAUGGAGUGAGGACUGAUUCAAACUCUGAUUUAGACUUCUAAAUUUCCUCCCUGCAUUAUCUGCAUAUACAGGGAUUCUGUUUGUUAAAGCCAUGUUUGGUUAUUGGUAAAGAAUUAUACCCUGCAUAUAGUUGGAAAGCAUAUUUAGUUUGCUGUUGUGCUGCUGCUGCAUCGAUUGGUCAGAGAAUGAGACCUGGGUUUUGCUUUAUGAACUUUUUUCUCUAUUUGACACCAACAAAGGGGAAAGGUUUGCCGUUAUUUGCUUGGAUGGUUUUUUUCAGUUGUCUUCAGGUA
This is a messenger RNA of Durio zibethinus, 1941 nucleotides long. RefSeq names its product F-box/kelch-repeat protein At3g24760-like. Gene Ontology annotation, molecular function: protein binding. NCBI's taxonomy places the organism in Eukaryota, Viridiplantae, Streptophyta, Magnoliopsida, Malvales, Malvaceae. The record is from RefSeq and is a predicted model, not a curated record.